This is a messenger RNA of Dipodomys ordii (Ord's kangaroo rat), 1937 nucleotides long. RefSeq names its product UPF0472 protein C16orf72 (gene Hapstr2). Bases 1 to 831 code for a protein of 276 amino acids. Lineage: Eukaryota; Metazoa; Chordata; Mammalia; Rodentia; Heteromyidae. The transcript has a single exon. The record is from RefSeq and is a predicted model, not a curated record.
AUGGAGGAGCAGCCGAAGGAGGGCGAGGCCGAGGUCGCGGAGCACUGGUUCUCCAAGUGGGAGCGCCAGUGCCUGGCCGAGGCCGAGCAGCAGCAGCAGCUGUGCCCCGAGCUGCAGGACGACGCGGCCGCCGACGCGGCGGGGCUCAAGAGCGAGCAACAGAGGCUCUGGCAUCUUUUCCAGAUCUCGGCCACCGCCGUGGCCCAGCUCUACAAGGAUUCCGCCUGCCAACAGCCAGGACUGUCUAUGUGGGACCCCUUCCAGAACGCGGCCAUGGCCGUGACCAGCCUGUACAAAGAGAGCGGGCAUGCCCACCAACGAAGUUUUGACCUGGGCGUCCAGGUUGGCUACCAGCGUCGCAUCAAAGACGUACUGGAGUGGGUGAAGAAGGGCCGGAGCACCAUCCGUCGCGAAGACCUCAUUACCUUCCUCUGUGGCAAAGCGCCCCCCGCUGCUCCCCCCCAGCGCACCCCCAGGACGACCCCGAAGCCGUCGGCCGGGGUUGCCACGCAGGCUGCGGGCACCGAGUCCACUUCGUCGGUGGAUGUCGACCUGCAGCCCUUCCAGGAGGCCAUCGCCCUGCAUGGCCUCAGUGGCGCGAUGGCCAGCAUCAGUGUACGAUCCGGAGCGCCUGGGUCCCCUGCUCCAGACAGCGCGGUGGCCACCAGUGGGCGUCGAAAAAGUACCUUCCUUGAGGACGACCUGAACCCCUUUGGGGCAGAAGAACUGGCCCUCCGUCUGGAGAGUGGCAGCAUCCGCAAGCGCUCCUCGGCCCAGUUCGGUGAUGGCACCAUAGACUCCCCGUCCCACAAGCGCAACCGAUUGGUCUAGACUGCCCCGUUGCGUGCCCACCACCAUCUUGCUUGACAGCUCACUUGACCUUCAACAUGCUUGUCGAACGGCUACUGGGGAUCAUCUGUCUGCCUUCUCCAAGUUAAACAAAGCUUUCGGUCCGGUUUACCAGAAAGAAACUCCAAAAGUAUUCCAGAGAAUGGCUCGGCUGGCUGACUUUCCAACAAAUAUAAUGAUAUUAGGGAACAUCCGGUACCACCGAGUCAGCAAGACCGUGUGAAGCGAAGAAGUAUGCAGUCAGAGCGGGAGCCUACUAUAUCUUGUGCAUACCUAUAUUCCUUAGCACCUUGCACAGUUGCUGGUGCUCAAAAUGUUUGUUGAAUCUAUUAAUUUGACCUAAUUAAAAAUUCAUAAAGGAGAGAGACACAGCAGGUGUUUACUUGCAUAUAUAAUCAUUUUAUCCUUCCUUGUUUUGGUUCUCCGCUUUAAUGGUCUUUGCCAAUUCAGUUACAUUGUACCAAAAUGUAAGAUUAGACAUCUUUGUGACUCUGGACUCUUCCGUUUGUGCCCCAUUGUACAUGCACCUAAUUUCUAGAAAUCUGUGGAAGUAAUAUAUUUUAGGCUGUGAUUUGUUUUGGAAAAAAAUGAUUGAUGGCUUUGGUGAUUAUAAUGGUGGGAAGAGGUGCCAUAAUGGUUGGGCUGGUAAUACUUGAUGUUGGGUAGAUUUGAUGCUCUCUUGAGGAAAAUGAAACUAAAACCAGCAGUUGAGAUCCUGAUGAAAUAACAUGGUGUUCCCGGAGGCCCGAUUGGUGCUCCUUUUUUUUCCCCUUAGGAAUGUAAAAAUUCUUUUCUCUGAAAUUACAUCUUUUUUUUUUUUUCUGGUGAUCUCUGUUUUCAAGUUGAAGGCCAGUGAAUCACAAUGAACUUCUGGGUUUUCAGAGGAAAGCAUGGGAUAACUAAAACAAAAUGAGCUUUGUAUUUAGAAACACCAAUACUGGAAUCAUAACUCUACAAAGUAAUUGUAUGGUUUUGGGCAAGUCACUUAAUAUCCAUUGGCCUCAGUUUUUAUCUGUAUAAUGAAACUAUGUAUUAUUAGGGUCAUUGUGAAUACCAGAUGAAGUCUAUAUUUCAAGUAUCUAGUAUAA